AUGUUGCAUCUCGUUGGUCUUGGUCUCGCGGAUGAGACCGAUAUUACUGUCCGUGGCUUGGAGAUUGUGAAGCGCGCGGACCGGGUUUAUCUUGAGGCAUACACUGCUGUUUUGCUCGUGGACAAGGAGAAGCUUGAAGCUUUCUAUGGUCGACCAGUCAUCGAGGCAGACCGUGAACUAGUUGAAACCGGCAGCGAUGAGAUCCUCGCAGGAGCAGACAAGGCAGAUGUUGCCUUCCUAGUUGUUGGCGAUCCAUUCGGCGCAACAACACACACAGACUUGGUCCUCCGGGCCCGAGAACUCGGCAUUCAAACCAAUGUCGUGCCCAACGCCUCCAUCAUGUCCGGAAUCGGCUGCACAGGUCUCCAACUCUACAACUUCGGCCAAACAGUCAGCAUGGUAUUCUUCCUGGACAACUGGCGCCCAUCUUCAUUCUACGACCGUAUUCGCGAGAACGCGCAAAUUGGUCUGCACACGCUCGUCCUCUUGGAUAUCAAGGUUAAGGAGCAAUCCAUGGAGAACAUGGCACGCGGACGACGCAUCUUCGAGCCUCCUCGUUACAUGACUGUCGCGCAGUGCGCGCAGCAGAUGUUGGAGGUUGAGGAGGAUCGCAAGGAAGGUGUUUACUCUCCUGAUAGUUUGGUGAUGGGUGCUGCGCGGGUUGGAGCACCGGAUCAGAAGCUUGUUGUGGGUACUCUGACGGAAUUGGCGGAGGUUGAGCUUGGUGCGCCGUUGCACAGUGUUGUUCUGCUUGGAAGGAGGACACAUGAUCUGGAGAGAGAUUACAUUCGCCAAUUUGCGGUUAACGAGGCGACUUUUGAUGCCAGUUAUGCCAAGUACUAUGGCAAGACCUCAUGA
This is a messenger RNA of Penicillium malachiteum, 858 nucleotides long. RefSeq names its product diphthine synthase (gene dph5). The transcript has 3 exons. Lineage: Eukaryota; Fungi; Ascomycota; Eurotiomycetes; Eurotiales; Aspergillaceae. Gene Ontology annotation, biological process: protein histidyl modification to diphthamide. Gene Ontology annotation, molecular function: diphthine synthase activity. The record is from RefSeq and is a predicted model, not a curated record. Bases 1 to 858 code for a protein of 285 amino acids.